Messenger RNA from Boeremia exigua, 1395 nucleotides. Its product is annotated as ankyrin repeat-containing domain protein. The record is from RefSeq and is a predicted model, not a curated record. Bases 1 to 1395 code for a protein of 464 amino acids. Gene Ontology annotation, molecular function: protein binding. The transcript is spliced from 2 exons. NCBI's taxonomy places the organism in Eukaryota, Fungi, Ascomycota, Dothideomycetes, Pleosporales, Didymellaceae.
AUGCAUAGGCACUCCGCGAUGUUUUUACCUGAGCUCCCAAAUGAGCUCCUUCAACAGAUUUGUGAGGUCUUAAAAACUCCUCAGGACAUCUUGUCAUUCAGUCAAUCGAGUCGCGCUCUGUGUCGACUGACUGAGGAUCAUAUGUAUCGCGUCGAUGCGCAGGAAAGAAAUAGCUCAGCGCUGCUAUGGGCUGCGGCUCAUGGGCGACUUCGGACAGCCGAAAAAGCUCUCAAGGCCUUGCAGGGAACUGGGAGGUCGACCGAAUCAGAAUCAGAUGAUUCUGAUUUGGAAUUAUAUGAUUCAGAAUCAGGCUCUGAGGCGGACGCCAACACGACUACUGAGCCUGCGCCCAACCCAGUUGGCAUUGCCUUAGUAAACGCCGCAGAAAACGGCCACACUUCCCUAGUCAGGCUUCUCAUCGAGCAUGGUGCGGAGCUGGACUGGAGAGACCCUAAAAGGAAGCAGAGCGCUAUGGAAGCAGCGUGUACCAAAGGCCACAUCGGAAUCGUCAACCUCUUGAUCGAGUUAGGCGCAGAUCCUUCCUGGGGGCACAGAAACCGGCCUUAUCCAAUACAAUGCGCCGCGAUGAUGGGCCACACAGACAUUGUAGAAUCACUCAUCGACGCUGGUGCGAGCGCGGAUACCUGCACUGGAAGGCCGGAGGGCGGCUCCUUUCCUCCUUUGCAGCUUGCCGUAAGGGGGGAUCAUGAGGAGACUGCGAGAUCUCUGAUAUUCAAAGGCGCCAAGAUCAACCUCCGGAUUGGCCGGAUGCAUACAGCACUUGAAGAAGCCGUCAGGAACGAUCGUGUGUGGGCUGUCAAAAUGCUACUUGCCUCGGGUGCGAUGGUCUUUGCUCCUGCUUCGGUGUCGGUUCGCUGCCCUGCACUCCAGAUGGCGAGGAGGCCGGGUCGCGAAGAGAUGUACAAGCUCUUGAGAGACCAACCCGUCUAUCUCUGGCCUUCGGGUGGCCGAUGUCUGGCUCAGGACGGGAGCAUAGCAGCCAGAAGAGCGGAGGAUCUUCGAUCUCAAGAAGGGAUACCAUCACAUCUACGUAGAUCAGAGCGUAUUCUAUAUAGACUAGUAAAUAGGCGGCGCGCCCGCGGAGUCGACCGGCGCGAGCACCUCCCAGCUGGCCCUCCGCAGCCCAGCUGCGACCAGGGCGGCGUCGACAGGAUAGGCGGCCAGCCCCGCCCCAGCCCUGCUGGAGCGCCGGAACAUGGCCUGGUGCUCCUUGCGCAGGUGCUGGUAGUCGAAGACAAUGUGCACGGCGGUGGCGCGGGCGAGAUGCGCAAGCUGCCGGAACGCGGGCUCGCAGCCCGGCCGGGGGCUGAUCGAGGGCACGUCGAGGCACCAGAGCGGACACGGCCGGUCGAGGGCCAGCCAUUUCAACACUGA